Messenger RNA from Gongylonema pulchrum, 432 nucleotides. NCBI's taxonomy places the organism in Eukaryota, Metazoa, Nematoda, Chromadorea, Rhabditida, Gongylonematidae. The record is from the annotation of a GenBank genome assembly.
AUGAUUAAGGAUGGUCAGAAGCUUACACCAUACUUCGCCGCAGGUUUUGGCUUCAUGAUGUUUUUUGUGACGGUGACAGUACUAACGGGUGCAAUUUUCAACGAUGCUAUGGAUUGGGGCAAGGCUCUGGUUGCGUUUGGCGCUAUCCUCUGCCCAAUCCUCUCUAUAACAUCAACCUAUGGUAUUAUCUCGUUGUUUGGAAUCCGAACUAACUCCUUCAUGCUUGUCAUGCCAUUCCUUAUCACCGGCAUCGGAGUAGAUGAUGCGUUUCUCAUGAUUCAUUCCUGGCAGCAUUUGGCCCUUCAUGCAAGUAGUGUCAGCGUUCGUCUCGGCCUGGUGUUCGAGGAAGUUGGACCUUCCAUGACAAUCACCUCACUAACUAAUUUCAUUUCAUUUGGCAUCGGUGCUCUAACUCCUACUCCCGGUGAGUAA